Piliocolobus tephrosceles (Ugandan red Colobus) is the source of this 1216-nucleotide messenger RNA. It is a transcript of the gene LDAF1, whose product is annotated as lipid droplet assembly factor 1. The record is from RefSeq and is a predicted model, not a curated record. NCBI's taxonomy places the organism in Eukaryota, Metazoa, Chordata, Mammalia, Primates, Cercopithecidae. The coding region runs from base 307 to 792 and encodes 161 amino acids. The transcript has 5 exons.
UGGCUUCCCUCCCGGGACGCUCUUUCCUUCCUCCUCUUGCUCCUCCUCCUGUCUCUCUUCGCUCCGCCUGCAAACGCGGUGGGGGCUGCUCGGCCGCCAGGAGCAGGUUACCCUCUAUCUGCAUGCCCGCCAUCAAGGUAUGAGGAUGGUAGAAGCUCUCGUGGAACCAGUUGGAUGAAGACCACUAACAGCUUUUGUUUCCUCUGGUAACAGCAAGAGACAGGAGAACAUGAGAGAUUGGACCGUGGGCUGGAGAAUUUACUGGUAGGAGAAUUCAUCCCCAAAGAGAUUGAAGUGAGCUUCAGAAUGGCAAAAGAGGAGCUCCGGAGUAUCUCAAGAAACUUACAAGAACUGCAGAAGAAGCUGUCUCUGCUGAUAGACUCCUUCCAGAAUAAUUCAAAGGUGGUGGCCUUUAUGAAGUCUCCAGUGGGUCAGUACUUGGACAGGCAUCCAUUUCUCGCCUUCACCUUGAUCGUGUUCAUUGUCAUGUCAGCUGUUCCUGUUGGAUUCUUCCUGCUCAUCGUGAUGCUUACGUCCCUGGCUGCUCUGCUGGGGGUCAUCAUACUGGAAGGAUUGGUCAUCGCUGUGGGUGGCCUCUCACUGCUCUGCAUCCUCUGUGGUUUGGGCUUUGUGUCACUCGUCAUGUCGGGGAUGAUGAUAGCAUCCUAUGUAGUGGUCUCCAGCCUCAUCAACUACUGGUUUUCUCCCAGACCACUGACACAGCAAAACACCAAUGGUGACUUUCUGCCAGCCAUGAAGUCUGCAGACUUCGAGGGGCUUUACCAGGAAUGAGUGGCUGCUCAGAGGCCAGGCUUCUUUUCAUGUACUGCUGGAUCAUACUCACCCCUUGGGAUUAUGGCUCAGAAGAAGGGGGCUGGGUAGCAAGCACUCCUUGGCUGUGUCCUCUCGCUUUUUCACUUAUUUAUAGGAUCCUGCAGCAGCCAAUUUAGGGAUUGUGUUGUUUUUGUGUUUGUUCCCGUGUAAAGAAGCAGCAGAGAAAUGCGAUGGUUCAACAGCUCACCCUGCCCCAAAUAUGCAGACUUGACCUUGGCAGGGUCCUGGGCUUCUAGACUCUAGCCCAUUGACCCCAAAGCCUCAGGGCUUAUGUCGAAUGGUCCCAUUGGGAGCAACAGUGGUUGUUUAUAGUUUUUUGUUUUCAGAAAUGAGGGCAGCUGUUAAUUUUUUCACUCAUGUGAAACAAGGUGAAAAAAAAAAA